ACAUACAUACAAUUAACCUCAAUGGUGACACGUGGCAAACACCCUUUUGGUCUGCCUAAAAAGCUGCCAAGAUUUUGCCACCUAAGAACUUCCCACCCAACCAAAUAACUAACCUUUUCAACACCUUAUUUAACCCACAUAACAAGUGAACAACCCUCUCAAAACACAUCCAAAAAAACCAAACAUGAGGUGGACCAGAGGCCAUGUUCUCGGCCGUGGUUCCUCUGCCACCGUGUCCGCCGCCACAUCCACCACCGGAGACGUUUUCGCUGUCAAAUCCGCCGUCGUAUCACAGUCGGAGACUUUGCAAAGGGAGCAACAGUUUUUGUCCAUUUUAAAUAGUCCUUUUAUAGUGGCCUAUAAAGGGUGUGACAUUACUAAAGAAAAUAAAAAGUUCAUGUACAACUUAAUGAUGCAAUACAUGCCGGGUGGUACAGUUGUCGACGCGAUAAACAAUCAAGAUUGUUCGCGAUUAAACGAGGUGCAAAUAUCAAGCUACACUAGGCAAGUUUUACAAGGUUUAGUGUACAUUCAUUCAAAUAGUAUAGUGCAUUGUGAUAUCAAGGGGGCAAAUUUAUUAGUUGAUGAAAGUGGUGUCAAAAUCGCGGAUUUUGGUUGCGCGAAGUGGGCGAAUGAGGACGCGCCUAUUCGUGGGACGCCAAUGUUCAUGGCACCCGAAGUAGCACGAGGCGAAGAACAAGGGUUUCCUGCUGACGUUUGGGCACUCGGGUGCACGGUUAUCGAGAUGGCAACGGGCUGUUCACCGUGGUUAAACGUAACCGACCCGGUAUCCGUUCUUUACAAGAUUGCGUAUUCGGGAGAAUCACCGGAUAUCCCGGGUGUUUUAUCAAACGAAGCUAAGGAUUUCAUCAGCAAGUGUUUGAUCCAGGACCCGAAAGCGAGGUGGGGCGCUACGCAGCUUCUAAAACACCCGUUUAUCGAACAAUUGAACUGCAACAUUGAUCAAGAUUUGUGGACAGAAUCGCCAACGGGAAUACUUGAUCAAUAUGUUUGGAACUCAAUUGGAGAAUCACAAUCAGUGGGUACUGAUUCGAUCCAGCCAAUGUGUUCAUCGUUUUCUUUGAGGCAAAGGAUCGAACAGUUGGAGGGCAACUCAGAUAUGGGAAAUUGGAGGUGGAAAAUGGAGGAGGAGAUCAAUUGGAUGACAAUUAGAAGCAAUGGGAGUGGUGGGGCGGUGGCAGAUGAUUGAAUUGCGGUUGAUUCCGCCAUGAAUGGUGGUGAUUUGUUCAUAGAAUCAUUGGAUGAAAAGUGUUGUAGAAGUAGACAGAGGGUAAUGUUAUUUGAUCCAAUUUAGUGAAUAUAAUUUGGGGAAGUUGUGACU
Molecule: messenger RNA, 1342 nt
Organism: Helianthus annuus (common sunflower)
Lineage: Eukaryota; Viridiplantae; Streptophyta; Magnoliopsida; Asterales; Asteraceae
Product: mitogen-activated protein kinase kinase kinase 18
Exons: 1
Coding region: 185-1210 (341 amino acids)
Biological process (GO): protein phosphorylation
Molecular function (GO): protein kinase activity; ATP binding
Source: RefSeq, a predicted model, not a curated record